Messenger RNA from Rangifer tarandus platyrhynchus (Svalbard reindeer), 5766 nucleotides. NCBI's taxonomy places the organism in Eukaryota, Metazoa, Chordata, Mammalia, Artiodactyla, Cervidae. The record is from the annotation of a GenBank genome assembly.
AUGAAAAGCCCUGCUUUGCAACCCCUCAGCAUGGCAGGCCUGCAGCUCAUGACCCCUGCUUCCUCACCAAUGGGUCCUUUCUUUGGACUGCCAUGGCAACAAGAAGCAAUUCAUGAUAACAUUUAUACGCCAAGAAAAUAUCAGGUGGAACUGCUUGAAGCAGCUCUGGAUCAUAAUACCAUAGUCUGUUUAAACACUGGCUCAGGGAAGACGUUUAUUGCAGUACUACUCACUAAAGAGCUGUCUUAUCAGAUCAGGGGAGACCUCAACGGCAAUGGCAAAAGGACGGUGUUCUUGGCCAACUCUGCAAACCAGGUUGCUCAACAAGUGUCAGCUGUCAGAACUCACUCAGAUCUCAAGGUUGGGGAAUACUCAAACCUGGAAGUAAGUGCAUCUUGGACAAAAGAGAAAUGGAACCAAGAGUUUACUAAACACCAGGUUCUCGUUAUGACUUGCUAUGUCGCCUUGAAUGUUUUGAAGAAUGGUUACUUAUCACUGUCAGACAUUAACCUUUUGGUGUUUGAUGAGUGUCAUCUUGCAAUCCUAGACCACCCCUACCGAGAAAUUAUGAAGCUUUGUGAAAAUUGUCCAUCUUGUCCUCGUAUUUUGGGACUGACUGCUUCCAUUUUAAAUGGGAAAUGUGAUCCAGAGGAAUUGGAAGAAAAGAUUCAGAAACUGGAGAAAAUUCUUAAGAGUAAUGCUGAAACUGCAACUGACUUGGUGGUCUUAGACAGAUAUACUUCUCAGCCAUGUGAGAUUGUGGUAGACUGUGGACCAUUUACUGACAGAAGUGGGCUUUAUGAAAGACUGCUGAUGGAGUUAGAAGAAGCACUUAAUUUUAUCAAUGACUGUAACAUAUCUGUACAUUCAAAAGAAAGAGAUUCUACUUUAAUUUCUAAACAGAUACUCUCAGACUGUCGUGCGGUACUGGUUGUCCUGGGACCCUGGUGUGCUGAUAAAGUAGCUGGAAUGAUGGUCAGAGAGCUACAGAAAUACAUCAAACACGAGCAAGAGGAGCUGCACCGGAAGUUUCUAUUGUUUACAGACACUUUCCUAAGGAAAAUCCACGCCCUGUGUGAAGAGCACUUCUCACCUGCCUCCCUUGACCUGAAGUUUGUCACUCCUAAAGUAAUAAAGCUGCUCGAGAUCCUCCGCAAGUACAAACCGUACGAGCGGCAGCAGUUUGAAAGCGUGGAGUGGUAUAAUAACAGGAACCAGGAUAAUUACGUGUCCUGGAGUGAUUCUGAGGAUGACGAGGAAGACGAAGAGAUUGAAGAGAAAGAAAAGCCAGAGACAAAUUUUCCUUCUCCGUUUACCAAUAUCUUGUGUGGAAUUAUUUUUGUGGAAAGAAGAUACACAGCCGUGGUCUUAAACAGAUUGAUAAAGGAAGCUGGCAAACAAGAUCCAGAGCUGGCUUACAUCAGCAGCAAUUUUAUAACUGGACAUGGCAUCGGAAAGAAUCAGCCUCGGAACAAACAGAUGGAAGCGGAAUUCAGAAAACAGGAAGAGGUACUUAGGAAAUUUCGAGCACAUGAAACCAACCUGCUCAUUGCAACAAGUAUUGUGGAAGAGGGCGUUGACAUACCGAAAUGCAACUUGGUGGUUCGUUUCGAUCUGCCCACGGAGUAUCGAUCCUACGUUCAGUCUAAGGGAAGAGCUAGGGCACCCAUCUCUAAUUAUGUGAUGUUAGCAGAUACGGAUAAAAUAAAGGGUUUUGAAGAAGACCUUAAAACAUACAAAGCUAUUGAAAAGAUCUUGCGAAACAAAUGUUCCAAGUCGGUUGAUACCGGGGAGGCCGACACGGAGCCCGUGGUGGAUGAUGACGAUAUUUUCCCACCGUAUGUGCUGAGGUCUGAGGACGGUCCCCGCGUCACAAUCAACACGGCCAUUGGGCACGUCAACAGAUACUGUGCUAGAUUACCAAGUGAUCCGUUUACUCAUCUGGCUCCUAAAUGUAGAACCCGAGAGUUGCCUGAUGGUACAUUUUAUUCAACUCUUUAUCUGCCAAUUAACUCACCUCUUCGAGCCUCCAUUGUUGGUCCCCCAAUGAGCUGCAUUCGAUUGGCUGAAAGAGUUGUGGCUCUCAUUUGCUGUGAAAAACUGCACAAAAUUGGUGAACUGGAUGACCAUUUGAUGCCAGUUGGGAAGGAGACUGUUAAAUACGAGGAAGAGCUGGAUUUACACGAUGAAGAAGAGACCAGUGUUCCAGGAAGACCAGGCUCCACGAAACGAAGACAGUGCUACCCAAAAGCAAUUCCAGAAUGUUUGAGGGAGAGCUAUCCCAAGCCCGGUCAGCCCUGUUACCUGUACGUGAUCGGAAUGGUCCUGACGACACCUUUACCUGAUGAGCUCAACUUCAGAAGGCGGAAGCUCUACCCCCCUGAGGACACCACAAGAUGCUUUGGAAUACUGACAGCCAAGCCCAUACCUCAGAUCCCGCACUUUCCUGUGUACACACGCUCUGGAGAGGUUACCAUAUCUAUUGAGUUGAAGAAGUCUGGUUUCACGUUAUCUCUGCAAAUGCUUGAGUUGAUCACAAGACUUCACCAGUAUAUAUUCUCACAUAUUCUUCGGCUUGAAAAACCUGCACUAGAAUUUAAACCCACAGAUGCGGACUCAGCCUACUGUGUUCUACCUCUUAAUGUUGUUAAUGACUCCAGCACUUUGGACAUUGACUUUAAAUUCAUGGAAGAUAUCGAGAAAUCUGAAGCUCGAAUAGGCAUUCCCAGCACAAAGUAUUCAAAAGAAACUCCCUUUGUUUUCAAAUUAGAAGAUUACCAAGAUGCAGUUAUCAUUCCAAGAUACCGCAAUUUUGAUCAGCCUCAUCGAUUCUAUGUUGCUGAUGUGUAUACUGAUCUUACCCCCCUGAGUAAAUUUCCUUCCCCCGAGUAUGAAACUUUUGCAGAGUACUAUAAAACAAAGUACAACCUUGACCUGACCAAUCUCAACCAGCCGCUGCUGGACGUGGACCACACGUCUUCACGACUUAAUCUUUUGACACCUCGCCAUUUGAAUCAGAAGGGGAAAGCUCUUCCUCUAAGCAGUGCUGAGAAGAGGAAAGCCAAGUGGGAAAGCCUGCAGAAUAAACAGAUACUAGUUCCAGAACUCUGUGCUAUACAUCCAAUUCCAGCAUCACUGUGGAGAAAAGCCGUUUGUCUCCCCAGCAUCCUUUACCGCCUUCACUGCCUUCUGACUGCAGAGGAGCUCAGGGCCCAGACAGCCAGCGAUGCUGGUGUGGGAGUCAGAUCACUUCCUGUGGACUUUAGAUACCCUAACUUAGACUUCGGGUGGAAAAAAUCUAUCGACAGCAAAUCUUUCAUCUCAAUUGCUAACUCCUCUUCAGCUGAAAAUGAGAAUUACUGUAAGCAUAGCACAAUUGUCGUCCCUGAAAAUGCUGCACAUCAAGGUGCUAAUAGAACCUCCUCUCUAGAAAAUCAUGACCAAAUGUCUGUGAACUGCAGAACAUUGUUCAGCGAGUCCCCUGGUAAGCUCCAAAUUGAAGUUUCAACAGAUCUGACAGCAAUUAAUGGUCUUUCUUACAAUAAAAGUCUUGCCAAUGGCAGUUACGAUUUAGCUAACAGAGACUUUUGCCAAGGAAACCAUCUGAAUUACUACAAGCAGGAAAUACCUGUACAACCAACUACCUCAUAUCCCAUUCAGAAUUUAUACAAUUACGAGAACCAGCCCAAGCCCAGCGAUGAAUGUACUCUACUGAGUAAUAAAUACCUUGAUGGAAAUGCUAACACAUCUACCUCAGAUGGAAGUCCCGUGACAGCCGCCGUGCCUGGUACUGCAGAGACUGGGGAGGCGCCCCCGGACAGGACGGCUUCUGAGCAGAGCCCUGCUCCUGGCUACUCCUCCAGGACGCUUGGCCCCAACCCCGGGCUCAUUCUUCAGGCUUUGACCCUUUCGAACGCUAGCGAUGGAUUUAACCUGGAGCGGCUCGAGAUGCUUGGCGACUCCUUCCUGAAGCACGCCAUCACCACGUAUCUCUUCUGCACUUACCCCGAUGCGCACGAGGGCCGCCUUUCCUACAUGAGAAGCAAAAAGGUCAGCAACUGUAAUCUGUAUCGGCUUGGAAAAAAGAAGGGGCUGCCCAGCCGCAUGGUGGUGUCCAUAUUUGACCCCCCUGUGAAUUGGCUUCCUCCUGGUUAUGUAGUAAAUCAAGACAAAAGUAACACAGAGAAAUGGGAACAAGAUGAAAUGACAAAAGACUGCGUGUUGGCUAACGGCAAACUGGACGAGGACUUUGAGGAGGAGGAAGAGGAGGAGGGCCUGAUGUGGAGGGCCCCCAAGGAGGACGCCGACGACGAGGACGACUUCCUGGAGUAUGAUCAGGAGCACAUCAAGUUCAUAGAUAACAUGCUGAUGGGGUCAGGGGCUUUCGUCAAGAAAAUCUCGCUUUCUCCUUUUUCAGCCACCGAUUCUGCAUACGAGUGGAAAAUGCCCAAAAAGUCCUCCCUAGGUAGUCUGCCAUUCUCAUCCGAUUUUGAGGAUUUCGACUACAGCUCGUGGGAUGCGAUGUGCUACCUGGAUCCGAGCAAAGCUGUUGAAGAGGAUGACUUUGUGGUGGGGUUCUGGAAUCCAUCAGAAGAAAACUGCGGUGUCGACACAGGGAAGCAGUCCAUCUCUUACGACCUGCACACGGAGCAGUGCAUUGCUGACAAAAGCAUAGCCGACUGCGUGGAGGCCCUGCUGGGCUGCUAUUUAACCAGCUGUGGCGAGAGGGCCGCUCAGCUUUUCCUCUGCUCUCUGGGGCUGAAGGUGCUCCCAGUAAUUAAAAGGACUGAUCGGGAAAAGGCCAUGUGCCUGACCAGGGAGAAUUUCACCAGCCAACAAAAGAACCUUUCAGGGAGCCGUGCAGCCGCCUCUGGAGCCGGCUCCCGAGCCUCUGUGUUGAAAGACUUGGAGUAUGGGUGUUUGAAGAUCCCCCCAAGGUGUAUGUUUGAUCACCCCGAUGCAGACAGGACACUGCGUCACCUGAUCUCGGGUUUUGAAAAUUUCGAAAAGAAAAUCAACUACAGAUUCAAGAACAAGGCUUACCUUCUACAGGCUUUUACACAUGCCUCUUACCACUACAAUACGAUCACGGAUUGUUACCAGCGCUUAGAAUUCCUGGGAGAUGCAAUUUUGGACUACCUCAUAACCAAGCACCUUUAUGAAGACCCACGGCAGCACUCCCCAGGGGUCCUGACUGACCUGCGCUCUGCUCUGGUCAACAACACCAUCUUUGCAUCGUUGGCUGUGAAGUAUGACUAUCACAAGUACUUUAAGGCCGUUUCUCCCGAGCUCUUCCAUGUCAUCGACGAUUUCGUGCAGUUUCAGCUCGAGAAGAACGAAAUGCAAGGAAUGGAUUCUGAGCUUAGGAGAUCCGAGGAGGAUGAAGAGAAAGAAGAGGAUAUUGAAGUUCCAAAGGCCAUGGGGGAUAUUUUCGAGUCACUUGCUGGUGCCAUUUACAUGGACAGCGGGAUGUCGCUAGAGAUGGUCUGGCAGGUGUACUAUCCCAUGAUGCGGCCACUGAUUGAAAAAUUUUCUGCAAAUGUGCCCCGUUCCCCUGUGCGAGAACUGCUUGAAAUGGAACCAGAAACUGCCAAAUUCAGCCCAGCUGAGAGAACCUACGAUGGCAAGGUCAGAGUCACCGUGGAAGUGGUCGGGAAGGGGAAAUUCAAAGGUGUUGGCCGGAGCUACAGGAUUGCCAAGUCUGCGGCAGCAAGAAGAGCCCUGCGAAGCCUCAAAGCCAAUCAGCCUCAGGUUCCCAACAGCUGA